This is a messenger RNA of Lodderomyces elongisporus, 648 nucleotides long. Its product is annotated as Ran GTPase-binding protein. Gene Ontology annotation, molecular function: guanyl-nucleotide exchange factor activity; small GTPase binding. The transcript has a single exon. Lineage: Eukaryota; Fungi; Ascomycota; Pichiomycetes; Serinales; Debaryomycetaceae. Gene Ontology annotation, biological process: protein import into nucleus. Gene Ontology annotation, cellular component: nucleus. The coding region runs from base 1 to 648 and encodes 215 amino acids. The record is from RefSeq and is a predicted model, not a curated record.
AUGUCAUCGUUAUCAUCAGUCUCAUCAACAACUGCAACAACACCUCUAUAUGGUGGUGCUAUUACAAUUCCAAAGCUUCCUCAAACAUUUAUAGACGUAUCCCAGAUCCGUCAGGUUCCAGACACGCAAGAAGUAUUUAUCAACCAAAUUCCAGAUAACACAUCAUCGCCUGAAUCACAAUCAUGCUAUGACCAAUCACUUAUAAUUGAUUUAUUAGAGCAAGUAAACUCGAUCGAGUACGCACAGGCAAUAGCUGAACACAUGCAAGACAUUGUUCCUGCCCAUGUGCAUAACCAACCAUUGGAGGAGAUUCAAGUUGAUGGUGUAACGCGAUAUUUUAGUUAUGUAGUGUUUACACCGGAAUACAAAAGGAAAGAAGAAACGGGUCAAGCUGAAAAGAUUGUGAUGUUUAUAUGUUUGAUAAGGUUGGUGAAGGUCGAGACUGAUGUAAUAGUACAAUUCAAUGUACCGUUCAAAAGUAAAGAAGGUGUCAGUGAUAAAUUAAACAUACAGGCGAGUAAUCAUGAAUGCGGAAACGGCAACCACAGUAAGGAAAAAGAGGUUAAUGAUGUUGUGAAUGAGAAAUAUGCAUUUUUUAAAAAUGUUUGCACUGGAUUCAAAGUGAGGGACUGGAAUCUCUUUGGAUAA